Molecule: messenger RNA, 294 nt
Organism: Oncorhynchus masou masou (cherry salmon)
Lineage: Eukaryota; Metazoa; Chordata; Actinopteri; Salmoniformes; Salmonidae
Product: multifunctional methyltransferase subunit TRM112-like protein
Exons: 4
Coding region: 1-294 (97 amino acids)
Biological process (GO): rRNA (guanine-N7)-methylation; peptidyl-glutamine methylation; tRNA methylation
Molecular function (GO): protein heterodimerization activity
Source: RefSeq, a predicted model, not a curated record
AUGACGUGCAAUGGUGGUGAGAGUGAGGUGGAGUUCAAUCCCAUUUUCGUGAGUGGAAUGAUCCCCAAAUUGGAUUGGAGCACACUGUUUCAGGCGGCUGAUGGGCUGGGUCUUCUCCAGGGCUCACCUGCAGAACUGGUCACAGACUAUGAGAAGAAUGAAGACUUCCUGUGUAAAAUACACAGGGUUUUGCUGGAGGUGAAGGUGCUGGAGGGCUGUCUGCAGUGCCCAGAGACUGGCCAAGAGUUCCACAUCUCCCGGGGGGUCCCCAACAUGCUGCUGGAUGAGGCAUAG